Messenger RNA from Ylistrum balloti, 3690 nucleotides. RefSeq names its product SCY1-like protein 2. NCBI's taxonomy places the organism in Eukaryota, Metazoa, Mollusca, Bivalvia, Pectinida, Pectinidae. The transcript is spliced from 17 exons. The record is from RefSeq and is a predicted model, not a curated record. Gene Ontology annotation, biological process: protein phosphorylation. Gene Ontology annotation, molecular function: protein kinase activity; ATP binding.
GAAACAACUGUCAACGUUAACGCAGAAGAAGGACUCCUGCCGGCCUGUGUUGGGAGAAUGACAGUGUUUCAAUACACUGAUAAUUGAGAUGUUGACAGAAUUAUGAAGUAAUGGAUAUGUUCAACAAAAUCCGAAGUGCAGUCACCAGUGCACUACCUGGAAACCCCCUGUCAAAGGACUUUGAUGUAUUAAACCAGAUAGCUAGUGGAGGGCCAGGUUUGUCCUGGAAAAUAUACAAUGGCAUCAAACGAACUUCUAAACAGGAAGCUGCUGUGUUUGUCUUUGAAAAGAAAACACUUGAAAAAUAUUCCCGAAGAGACAAGGAGAUAAUUAUAGAUUGUUUGAAGAAAGGUGUGUCCCAAUUGACUCGACUACGUCACCCAAAAGUGCUAUCAAUACUUCACCCCCUUGAGGAAUCAAGAGAAACCUUGGCCUUUGCAACAGAACCAGUAUUUGCUUCAUUAGGCAACGUCCUUGGUUCCCAUGACAACUUACCAAGUCCGAUACCAAAACAGUUAGCAGAUUUUAGUUUAUACGAGGUCGAGAUCAAACAUGGUCUCCUGCAGGUGGCUGAAGGAAUCACUUUCCUUCAUCAUGAUGUUAAACUCCUUCACAGCAAUCUUUGUCCGGAGAAUAUCAUUAUUAACAGGGACGGAGCCUGGAAACUGUUUGGCUUUGAGUGCUGUAUACCUAACUCAAACACACAAGACCAAAGUCCAUUGUUUGCGUUCAGAGAGUGGGACUCUGAAAUUCCACCAAUCGCUCAGCCAAACCUAGACUACUUAGCACCAGAGUAUGCCCUUACCAUGAACUGUAGCUUGGCCAGUGAUAUGUUUUCAAUUGGCAUUUUAAUGCACACAAUCUUCAACAAAGGAAAGUCGCUGUAUGAAUGUAAAGAUCAGCUGUCUCUGUUCAAGAAGUUUGCUUCAGAGCUGCAGAAAUUUAGGUCAUCGUUACUUGGAAAUGUGCCAAAUGAACUACACGAAUAUGUCAAGUUAUUGUUGAACUCUGAACCAACUGUGAGACCUGAUCCAGAUCAACUAAUGAAGAUUCCGUACUUUGAAGAUGUGGGCUGUAUGACUCUACAGUACAUGGAUUCAUUGUUCCAGAGGGACAAUCUACAAAAGUCACAAUUUUUUAAGGGCCUUCCAAAGAUUAUUACAAAACUUCCAAAGAGAGUGAGUUUACAGCGAAUCCUGCCUCCACUCCAUAAGGAAUGUGUUAACCCUGAGAUGGUACCGUUUAUCCUACCUAAUAUUCUACAGAUUGCAGAACAGAGCACGGAUGAUGAAUAUCUCACACACACACAUCUGAUACAAUGUCUGUCUAUAUCAAUAAGUAACUUUUUCAAUUCUUGAUUUCAGAUUCCCUUAAUUUUCAUGCAAAACAUGACUUUGUUGUUAAAGAAGACUCCGCAGGGUGAAAUAAAAAACCAUGUGAUUCCUAUGAUUCACCUGUGUUUGGAAACCGAGAGUCCUCAACUACAGGAAUUGUGCCUAUCCAUUGUGCCAACUUUUGCAGAGCUGAUUGAAUUUAGCUCUUUGAAAAAUUCUAUCAUCCCAAGAAUUAAGAAAUUGUGUCUUUCUACUGGAGUAUUAGCUAUACGGACAAACUGCCUGCUGUGUAUUGGUAAGCUGUUGGAAUACCUGGACAAGUGGACUGUACUGGAUGAUAUUCUUCCAUUUCUCCCUCAGAUACCCUCCAGGGAGCCUGCUGUACUGAUGAGUAUACUAGGUAUAUAUCAGGUGACGUUGUCUCACACUAAACUGGGCAUCACAAAAGACAUUAUGGCUACAAAAGUUUUGCCUUUUAUCAUUCCUCUGGCUAUGGACAAUAACCUGAAUCUCUCACAGUUCAAUGCAUACAUGUCUGUGGUGAGAGACAUGCUUGGACGUAUGGAGAAAGACCAACGUAUGAAACUGGAACAGCUAGAUCAGAUGAAACAAGAACAACAGACCAUCCAGAUUACAAAGAUCACUUCGACACACAACGACGAACUAGUCAGUGGUGUACAGGAUGAACCAAAGUCAAUGAUGGACAAAUUCCUCAGUGGGUUUGGUAUGGGUAGUAUGAUUGGUGGUGACAAGUCUGCUCCAAAGUCAAAUAGUCCUGUCCCUUCCUCAGUACAACCUGUCAGUACAGGGGAGGUAGUGAAGAUUGGGGAAGAAAAUCACAAGGUGGCCAUACCUAUUAGUCAACCCUCUAAGACAUUGUCAAUAGAAGAGAAACAGAAACUGGCAAAACAACAGGAACAACAAAGAAUUUACAAAGCUCAGAAACCUUUAGGUACAAUGAGUUCUACAUCCAAAUCACCUCAAACCUCCAGAAAUACUGGUGUCAAAGACCUGUCUGCAUCCCUGAUGAGUUCCAAUCUGGUUGGAACUCAUCCUCCUACAAACAAGAUGUCUUUGAAUUCCAUCAACAUGACCGCAAACACUUCAUCAAGUGGUACAGGAACCUCAGGGUCAUCAACAUCAGUAUUUGGAACAAGUUCUGUAACAGGCAAUAGAACUAUGGGACAACCUUUCAUGGGUCAAAGUUCAAUGGGUAUGUCAAGUGGUAUUGGUCAAAGUUCCAUGGGCAUGUCUGGUAGCAUGAGUCAAGGUUCAAUGGGAAUGUCAGGUGGAUUGAGUCAAAACUCAAUUGGUAUGUCAGGUGGUAUGGGUCAGAGUUCAAUGGGUAUGUCAGGUGGCAUGGGUCAGAGUUCAAUGGGUAUGUCAGGUGGCAUGGGUCAGAGUUCAAUGGGUAUGUCAGGUGGUAUGGGUCAGAGUUCAAUGGGUAUGUCAGGUGGCAUGGGUCAGAGUUCAAUGUGUAUGUCAGGUGGCAUGGGUCAGAGUUCAAUGGGUAUGUCAGGUGGUAUAGGUCAAAGUUCAAUGGGUAUGUCUGGUAACCAAGGAAGGAAUCCAAAUUCCAUGAUGAUGGGACAGAAUAUCAUUCCAGGCCAGAACAUGAAUAUGUCCUCAUUGGACAGUUUAUUGCCCAUGUCAUCCAAUCAACAGCCUAAAUUGUCUUUGAAUCAAAUGUCCCAGUCAAGUAGCAGACCUCAGCAGCAAAAGCCUUCAAAUCAAUUUGGAAUGAUGGGAAGCAGUAUGGGUACUCCAAUGGCUGGUAUGGGUCAGGUACCUGCAGUGGGAGGUCAAAGUUACAUGCAAAAUUCCACAGGCAUGUUGCAGCCAAUGGGAUCACAGCAACAGCAGUCAAUGGGAAGACAAGGAAUUCAACCAAUGGCAUCACAGGGAAUGUCUAACAACUCCUCCUCAAAUGAUUUAUCUGAUAUUUUUGGUUGAAAACUCAGGAUUGUGUCCAAAGUUCCACUACUAGUAUAUAUAAAUCUGGCUCUCUUACAGUAUCAGUAGUAACAAAAUUAAAAGGAUAAACUUUAUACUGUAAUAGAUAAUCUUAUACUGUAACAGAUAAUGUUAUAAUGUAACAGAUAAUGUUAUACUGUAACAGAUAAUGUUAUACUGUAACAGAUAAUCUUAUACUGUAACAGAUAAUGUUAUAAUGUAACAGAUAAUCUUAUACUGUAACAGAUAAUGUUAUACUGUAACAGAUAAUGUUAUACUGUAACAGAUAAUCUUAUACUGUAACAGAUAAUGUUAUAAUGUAACAGAUAAUCUUAUACUGUAACAGAUAAUGUUAUACUGUAACAGAUAAUCUUAAGUAACUAAUACAGAUAAUCUUAUACAA